Piliocolobus tephrosceles (Ugandan red Colobus) is the source of this 1448-nucleotide messenger RNA. Its product is annotated as neural Wiskott-Aldrich syndrome protein-like. Bases 10 to 420 code for a protein of 136 amino acids. The transcript is spliced from 2 exons. NCBI's taxonomy places the organism in Eukaryota, Metazoa, Chordata, Mammalia, Primates, Cercopithecidae. The record is from RefSeq and is a predicted model, not a curated record.
UGGAAGCAGAUGGGAUUAAAUUACAGGAGACUGGGAGAGUGCCAGAGAGACACCAAGAGGAUGCAGGAACAGAGGCUGCCGGCCCCAGGCCCAGGUCGGGCUCGGCCCAGCCGCGCCCCAGCUCGCGAGCCACGAAUGACCCAGGGCACCCCAGCCCCAGCUCGAGGCCUGGUGACGCCGUUGACGCCAGGCCUCCACGGAGUCCCCCCUCCCCCGGCACCGUCCCCAGCCGCCCUACGACUCUCACGCGAGGCCCCUAGCCUCGGUUUCCCAGCCCGCUCCCUGGCUUCUAAACGUGGCUCCGGCCCCCCAGCCCCGCCCCAGCCAGCGGCCGGAGGAGCCCGGGCGGAGGAGGCCCCGAACGUAGCCGUAAGCGGGCAAGCCACCCGGGCCGAGGUCGCGCAGAAGGACCGCUCCUAGCCCCCGUGGGUGGGUCCGGCUGUCCCCAGCCUGGAGACUGUGGGGCGGGAGGAGGUGGGUCCCGAGGCGGCCGAGGACAGGAGCCUGCGGGUCUUGGGGAGCAUGGAGGGGUGUGGCCUCGGAGGAGCCGGGUGGUUGUAGGAAGGAGGUGGGGCCCGCCGCGGCUUCAGGGGACGGUGCUGAGCGAUAGGACCAGGGCGGGGCCGGGAGGCAGGGCCGGAAACCCCGGGAAAGUGGAGUCCCCAGCACUCUCGGAAGGGAAGGGCCUCCAAGGAGCUACUCUCCAGGGGCGGUGCUAGAUCGACGCAGGUGAAGGCCUGCAGGAGGCAGGGCCGGCCCGAGGAUCCAGAAGGGGCGGGACUAAAGGAGGCAUUGGCCCCAGGACACAAGGAACACCCUGGGUCUGACUGGCGCUCCGGUCUCAAAGAUGCAUGCCUGGUGCUGCCGCCACAGUGCUUGUGGAGAUGAGGGUUGGAGGCCGAAGCCCGGGCCCCGCGCUGCCCUCCCUGGUCUCUCAGUGGCGUGGCUGCGCCCUGCCCAGCACUGAGUCGCUCAAACAGGUGUUAUAGCUGUCACCGCUGAGGACUCUUUGCAUCCCCACGGACCAGUUUUGUAAGGGAGAAAGGGUGUUCCCACUGCCUUGUAAUGGCUUUCGAGAAAGGGACGGUUUUCAUGUCUCGAGGUCAUUCGCCACUGGGGCAGUUUGUGCAGAGGAAACCCUUGACUCCUCAGGAAGUUUUUGCGCCUCCCCGUGUCUUCUGCACCCCAGUGUAGGCAAUGUUUGCCCCACCCAUGUAGAGGUUUUCGCAGAAGUCACAGCUUGCGGGCGGGGGCAUGGGCAUUGGCAUGUCCACUCAGAAAAAUCUAGCUCCCCCACCCCAAAAUAGAAACUCAUUUCUGGUUAUUUUGUGGUUACCCUUUAAAAACACUUGACCUGGCCGGGCGCAGUGGCUCAUGUCUGUAAUCCCAGCACUUUGGGAGGCCGAGGCGGGCAGUUAGUUCAUCUGAGGUCAGGAGUUCGAGACCAG